Lottia gigantea (owl limpet) is the source of this 1479-nucleotide messenger RNA. RefSeq lists its product as hypothetical. The coding region runs from base 1 to 1479 and encodes 492 amino acids. NCBI's taxonomy places the organism in Eukaryota, Metazoa, Mollusca, Gastropoda, Lottiidae. The transcript has 4 exons. The record is from RefSeq and is a predicted model, not a curated record.
AUGGCAAAUAAAAUAUUAGAUCCAAUCUGUAGAUUAUACGAUCCGAUUCGUUAUUCAUUUAACAAGAAAAAAGAGGAUUAUAUUAUCAUCUCACCGACAGUUGGUUCUAAAUUCCAAUUGAAUGAUGGUGGUAGAAUUAGUUUCGAAAUAAAUUCAUUAUCGAAUUGGUUGCUUCUUUCCGAUGCUUAUUUCAGAUGUGAUUUCAAAAUUAAAGAUGGAACUCCCAAUGAAAAUCGUGUACCACAAACAAAUACAACGUUAGAAAACAAUUUCUUUCCAUCUUUAUUUAGCGAGAUGGUUUUGGAAGCUGAUUCAAAUCCAAUACAAACAAUUAAACACCCUGGGGAAUUCGACACAAUGUUGAAAACAGUUUUCUAUCCUAAAGAUUUCGAUUCAGUCUCAGGUUGGAUACCCGAUGUUGGGGAUGGAAGUGUUUUAAAAGAACCGGUAGGAAAUCUUGCAAAUGAUGCUGAUUUAGCUAGAGUGAGAGUUGUUGCUCGAAACACAAUAGAAAGAGUAGCACGAGCAGCUAAUCAUGGUUUCGAAAACCGAGUACUUCAGUAUAAUAAAGUUGUUGAGAAUAAAAGAAAGGUUUCCAUAGGGUUACCAUAUAAAAUUCAUCUACAAAGAGAAAUCAACGAUAAUAAGAUAUUUUUUGGAGAGAUUGGUUCAGAUGCAAAAUUAGAAAUAACGAAUCUCCAACUUUUCAUACCCGUAAUAACGCCAUCAAUUGAAGUCGAAACGAGAAUAUUCAACUCAUUAACUAAAGAUAUUGAAAUAGCUUUUCUUCAUCGUAACACGGUAGGCAGCAUGACUUUAACUGGAGAAUCCACCACGUGGCCAAUCACUAACACUAUUAAACCAGCAAGAUAUAUAUUGGUUGGUUUCAAGAACUUAGCAGAUUCUCAAACGAAUAACAAUAAUGUCUUUAGAGUGGCAAUGAACCAAACUCAAGAUCGUAUAAUCCCUAAAGUUCAACGGCGGAUGCAGCUACUGGAGGAAUAUCUGCCGCAGUCAAAGCUGCCAACGCAAAGAAAGCAGCUGAUGCUAAAGCCGCUGAAGAACGUAGCCAAAGGUUUAGGAGUGGGAGAUAUGAUAGGAACAAUAAAAGAAUUUGGAAAAAGAUUUGGCGAAGAAACCAAGAAAACUGUUAAACAAGGAUUAAAUAAAUUAGUAGAUAGUAUUGACACGGGAGAAGUCAAAGUCAAACAUAAGGAAAUAUUUCCUAAUAACUCAAUGUUCAUGUGUAUAUGCGGUAGUUCCGGUUCUGGGAAAACUCAUCUCACUUUUAACAUGUUGACAACACCAAACCUUUUAGAUUUCGAUUCUUUGUAUAUCUACACAACAACACCAGAGCUAUCGUAUUAUCAAUUCCUCAAAGCUUUAGAAUAUUUACCAAAGAAAGACGUUCAAGACCUAUUUCAAUAUUACGAAGAAAACGAAGAAGAAGUGGAAAUAAAAGAUAUCAUAGAUAACUAA